AUGCAGGCCUUCAGAAACCUCUUCAAGAACGAUCUCGUCCUUGUGGGCACGAAUCUCACCGUUGUAGCCGGCUUCGCGACUUAUCUAGGCUCCCGGGUGACGAAGAAGCUGGACCACAUGGAGGAGGAGCAGGAGGCGCGCAUGGACGAGAUAGAAGGAACGCUACGCGGCCACAUUGGGCUGAUAGAGGACUCGUUGGAUAGGAUCGAGGGAAAGCCAAAUGCUGGAAAGCAAGAGAAACUGUACAAUCAGAGGACGAGAGAUGAGAAGGGAGGUGGAAAGGGCCAGGACAAAAUACACGACUUUAUCAUUUGCGCAAACCACUUCACACAGCAUACAAGACCGCGCCUGUUCAUCUCACCUCGUGCGACUUACAAGAUGCCUGCGCCCGCCUCAAAUAAGCGCAACAAGCGCAUCAGUCGCAACCUCAUAAUCGGCUCCGAAGCCUGGCAGCUGCCCCCAGUAGGCCACCCCGACCGCCCGAAAGGCGUACCCGACGACCACACGAAGCGCUGGACCGUAUACGUGCGCGUACCCGACGGCGACCCCGACAUCCGCGCCUGGCUCAACAAAGUAUCGUUCAAAAUAUUUAACACAUACGAGAACCCUUUGCGCAUGGUGGAGAAGCCGCCAUUCGAGGUGACCGAGACAGGAUGGGGAGGUUUCAACAUCGACAUAAGACUGCACUUCCAGCCCAUCUCAGGCGAGAAGGCGCAAUACCGACAACACUUCCUACAACUAGAGAAAUACGGCGACGAGAAGAUGCAAGCAGAGCAGGAGCGAACAGGCUGCGUGCGCUCCGAGUUCCUCGAAGUGGUCCAGUUUAACGAACCCACCGAAGCCCUCUUCGACGCCCUCACAUCGGAGGACCAGUGGAACUACCUCAUACCCGCCGGCAAGGGCGGCUCUAAGAAAGCCUCGCUCGGUGCGAACGGCAGGCUCAGACGCGGUCUGCCCAACGGCGAGCGCAGCGCACAGCUACCGGAGAAGGGAGCCGACGAAGUUCCUUUCAGCCAGGAACAAGAGCAGGCGCUGCAGGAUUUCUUCAAGCAGAAGAUGGAGGAUGUGGAGAGGCAGUUGGAUAAAGAGGCUAAGAAAAAGGAGGAGGUAGAGGCGAAGCUCAAGGCAUUGCGUGGUGAGCUGGGGCACGAGGCCGCUCAGCAGGCUGCGCAGCAGGCUAGUGGUGAUAGGAGCCGGCGCAGGUGA
Alternaria incomplexa is the source of this 1206-nucleotide messenger RNA. RefSeq lists its product as uncharacterized. Lineage: Eukaryota; Fungi; Ascomycota; Dothideomycetes; Pleosporales; Pleosporaceae. Gene Ontology annotation, cellular component: Swr1 complex; NuA4 histone acetyltransferase complex. The transcript is spliced from 5 exons. The coding region runs from base 1 to 1206 and encodes 401 amino acids. The record is from RefSeq and is a predicted model, not a curated record. Gene Ontology annotation, molecular function: histone binding. Gene Ontology annotation, biological process: regulation of transcription by RNA polymerase II; chromatin remodeling.